AUCAACUGUGAAUUGAAUACGGUGCAUGCACGGCGGUGGUGACCGGUAACGAUCGACGACGACGUUGUUUUACUUCUAAUUUGCCAGAUAGCGACAUCAAACCUCUUUUAGAAGGAUUUUCUCAUUUCUAUCAAUCUUCGUCAAUAUGGCGGGUCAUUGCCAAGCCACAGAAGAUGAAUAUGAUGCUGUAAAAUGGAAAGCAAUCUCCCUUACUUUCGUCGAGUAUCCUGACGAUGAUAUCAUUGGGAAGUUCCUUGCCUACGUGAGCCUUGUUCCUCUUGUCAUUCUCGUUGGCUUUGUGACUCUACUUCUUUUCAGGAGAGAGCUUCAUACGAUCACAUUCUUUGGUGGUAUAGUAUUGAGUGAAGGAGUUAAUUGGAUUGCAAAAAACACCAUUCAAGAACCGAGACCAUGUAGAGGUAAUGAUACAUUACAUGGAGGUCUACGGACUGAGUAUGGAAUGCCAUCUAGUCACUCUCAACUCAUGUGGUUUUUUGCUACUUACACUGUGCUAUUUAUUUAUAUAAGACUGCAUCAGCCCAACAGUAAUCUAUUUAUUGAGCAGGUGUGGAGGCAUCUGGCAGCCAUUGGCGUUAUACUUGUUGCAUUACUAGUGUCAGGUAGCAGAGUGUACCUGAAGUAUCACACAGUGAGACAGGUUGUUUGUGGAGGACUACUAGGAAUCCUAUUGGCUGUGCCUUGGUUUAUUAUCACACAGGUGGUGUUAACACCGUUGUUUCCGUACCUGGUGUCCUGGCCUAUCUGUGAAUAUUUCCUGAUCCGAGACUCUACCCUCAUUCCCAACGUGCUCUGGUUUGAAUACACCACUGCCAGGACAGAAGCCAGGACUAGGCAGAGGAAACUGGGCAACAAGAUGUCAUGACGUCAGCAUUUGAUGUAAACCUGCCUCUCCCUUUCCCCUUUGCUGUCAGCGACUGACUUUAUUCUGCGAUUGAGCCCGAUGACCCAACCAAACAGUCCUAAGCACGCAAUGGCGAUAUCUCACAUUUUAAUCUUGUUGAUGAGAGAGCAGGCACUUCAUUGGUGUAUUUUAUAUGAGAAGUAUUUUUUAUCUGAGAGAAGAUAUUAUCAUAUAGUAUUAUGCAUUCUUUUGAUUGGUAUUACACAAGCACUUCUCAAUUCUAGAAGUUUAAGAGUUGAAUAUUGAAUGUUGAUUAUUUAAAAUUUUGAAGGAGUGAAUGAUCAGAAUUUCUCUAACCCCUAAUAAUCUUUUUGGUGAAAAGGUUGUAGGUUUGGCAAUGAUCAUAUUCACCCCCAUCAACAACCACAUGAAAGUACUUAAUUGGAUGCAUAUUGUGUGAGGAAAAAAAAAAUUGGGAGAUUUUAAAAAUCAUGAAAAGUAAUAUUGCUCACUCAUGCCAGUCAUUUUUUAGCUGAAGAGCUUUGAAUUUGCCUAAUUAAACUUUUGCAAACCAGAAUUCACAGGGUUAAGCAGCAUCUUAAGCAGCAUCAUUAGAAGAAGAAAAAUGAGAUGCCUUGGUUUUUAUGACGUGUAAAUGAAUGGUAACUGUGAGCAACAAAGGUCCUACACGUAUUCACUUUAUAGCUCUGUGUCAUUAGAUAGGAAAUGUGACGCGUAUUACACUUUACGUCAUCCCGAAAAUAUAAAUAAAUAUUGCAGUUUAUUGCUCCAUUAUUUAACAGGGUUUUAUUUAUUAAAUCUUCUUUCUUUUUCUUGGAAUUAGCGGUAUCAGUUUAUGGAGACUUGGGGACAGGGAAUAAUAAGUUUUCAGCAAAUUACAUACCAAUUUAUUUUGAAACUCCUAUUGAAAAGCAAGUACAGCUGGGUAGUCAAAUUUGAUUGAGAUUAAAUGAUAAUACUUUGCAUCCUAAGUGAAAAUUCAAGCAGAAAAUGCUUUGUAAAAUACAAAAAUAAGCAUUGAUAUAUUUUCUUGCAAUAAACACAAAAAUUGAAUACUACAGUAAAGCUUUUCAUCAAAUUGUAAUCAAAAUAGAAGUGGAGAAUCAGUAAAGGAAAUUGAGGGGGGGGGGGGA
This is a messenger RNA of Strongylocentrotus purpuratus (purple sea urchin), 2016 nucleotides long. It is a transcript of the gene dolpp1, whose product is annotated as dolichyldiphosphatase 1. NCBI's taxonomy places the organism in Eukaryota, Metazoa, Echinodermata, Echinoidea, Camarodonta, Strongylocentrotidae. Gene Ontology annotation, molecular function: dolichyldiphosphatase activity. Bases 146 to 883 code for a protein of 245 amino acids. Gene Ontology annotation, biological process: lipid biosynthetic process; protein N-linked glycosylation. The record is from RefSeq and is a predicted model, not a curated record. The transcript is spliced from 8 exons. Gene Ontology annotation, cellular component: intracellular membrane-bounded organelle; endoplasmic reticulum membrane.